AUGCGCGCCAGGCGCGACGGCCCUUCCUGGAGGGGGCGCGCCCGGAGGCCGGAAGGCGACUCCUCCCGGCUGGGCACCAGCUGGGCACUCGGAGGGCAGGACCCUGGAGAGCGCCACGCGUCUCCCGGGAGCUCCCGCGCCCCCAGCCCCGAAUGGCGCGGCCCCCACUCACCCAGCGACGCGGAGGAGACACCGACUGCGCAGGGAAGGCGGCGCUGCAGCGGCGCGCGCGGCAGAGGCGGCCGGAGGGGCCCCUACCUGGGCACGGAGUUGCACGCCGCUCUGAGGGCGGAACCCGGGCCCCGGCUGCGGAUGAGGAAACUGAGGCUCCUGGUGAAGGGGUUUUCCCACGGUCUCGCGGCUGGUGCUCAGGCUCAGGUGCUUCCCCACCCCCUCCCCGUCCACCCCCCACCCCCAGAAAGCCCCUCCGCCCCAGUGAAUGUCACUGUCAGGCACCUCAAGGCCAACUCGGCGGUGGUGAGCUGGGAUGUCCUGGAGGAUGAAGUUGUCAUCGGAUUUGCCAUCUCUCAGCAGAAGAAGGACGUGCGGAUGCUGCGCUUCAUCCAGGAGGUAAACACCACCACUCGCUCCUGUGCCCUGUGGGACCUGGAGGAGGACACCGAGUACAUUGUGCACGUGCAGGCCAUCUCCAUCCAGGGGCAGAGCCCGGCCAGCGAGCCAGUGCUCUUCAAGACCCCGCGGGAGGCCGAGAAGAUGGCCUCCAAGAGCAAAGAUGAGGUGACCAUGAAGGAGAUGGGGCGCAACCAGCAGCUGCGGACGGGCGAGGUGCUCAUCAUCGUGGUGGUCCUGUUCAUGUGGGCGGGUGUCAUCGCCCUUUUCUGCCGCCAGUAUGACAUUAUCAAGGACAACGAACCCAACAACAACAAGGACAAAGCCAAGAGCCCAUCGGAGACCAGCACCCCUGAGCACCAGGGCGGGGGUCUUCUCCGCAGCAAGUUUCCAAGUCAGCCCUCCGCGAGCAGCAUCCAAGCGUGACUGCCUGCCUGCAGGAAAAAGGAUUGCAGUUUUCUUCUCUGCUGGGCUGCAGAGGAGAGGGAGGACUGCGGCGUGGGGAGGAGGCACAGCUGGCCAGCUGCUCGGUUCUCUCUCUUCCCCUGGCCUCGUCUGGAAAAGGAGGCUGAACUCAAAACCCAAAUUCUGCAAAAAAUAACAAGCCACAAAAUGAAAAGGCCCGGCCCCAUUCUAGAGAGGGCAAAGCUGCCCGAGAGAUGGCCUUCUGCCUCCUCGCUGCUCCUGGCCCAGCUUCCUCUUUGAGAAAAUGCACAAAGCUCCUGGGAGAGGCCCCGCACCCACCAGAGGGACUUUUAGGCCAAGGCACAUCAGGGAAGCCGCGGGGCUGCCUGCCUGCCUGGCAGGUCAGGCUGCCACCAAGCCUUUUCUGGAUCCAGCCAUCAAGGACUUGUGGUGGGAUGCACAAUUUUGAGACGGUUCUCGCUUUUGGAAGACGAAAUUGGAGUUUCUACUCCAGAGGGCAGAGGGGUCCCCGCAAGGACCGAGUUGGUCGCUUGACCCCUGUGUCUUCUCUGGCCCUUGCUUUGAUGACAAAGCUCAUUAGACUGGGGGGUCUUAAGAAGGAGAGAGAGAAGUGGGAAGCACUGGUCCCAUUUCUUUAGGAAACCUCUUGUAGACCGUUUGCCCUGCCGGCUUGUCCACGCGCAGCAUCCUGGGGUCUGCUAGACCACCCCCACUGGCGGACAGGCCUAAGCCACAGAUGGAUAGGCCAGUCCAGGCUAGCACCACUGGCCCCUGGGGUCUCCAUAUUCUGCCAUCUCAUCCAGGGCUCUGUAAAAGCUACCCAGGGUCCUCAUGUCCUUCCUCAGAGCCCGAGUAGUCUGAAGUGACAGGUCUCUCUCUCCACUGCCCCUUUCUGGUUUAAAAAAAACUAACAACAAAAUGGUGCUUGAGAGGGGAAGGCGGACUCUUCCUGAGACUGAGGAUUUGCUGCUGCCGGCCUGGGAAGAGAUGGGCAUCUGCAUCUCCCAUUGGUGGACAAGGCCAGGGAUGGAGUGUGGGAGGACGACGCCUAGCACAAGCCUGGCACACAGCCGGCACUCAGAAAAGGUUUGCUGAAGUGAAGGGCAGCAGCAGAGGCCCGUCCGCCAGAGAGCUGAAAGCCAUCACUGAAGGCCGGCCCUUCCUUCCGGUCGCUCUCCCAGCGCUCUCGUGGCUGGACCAGCCUCCACGCUGCCUCUGGAAGCGGGAGUGUGGGAGCAGGGGGAGGGAGAAGGGGAGCGGAGCGGGCAGCAAUGUUAAGGGCUUCCUCAUGGGAGGGCAUGAGGCUCCACCCCAUUGUCCUGUGACUUCCAUCCCUGCUGAAAGGGGGCUAUCAGGCCAAGGCUCCUUAGGGGAGGGUCCUUCCCUGGGAUCCAGUUAGAGCAAUAACCACUUUUUAAAUGUAAAAUAAAGACAAAUGAAAAGGCA
Messenger RNA from Echinops telfairi (small Madagascar hedgehog), 2442 nucleotides. It is a transcript of the gene FNDC5, whose product is annotated as fibronectin type III domain containing 5. Gene Ontology annotation, biological process: positive regulation of brown fat cell differentiation. Bases 1 to 996 code for a protein of 331 amino acids. The transcript has 9 exons. The record is from RefSeq and is a predicted model, not a curated record. NCBI's taxonomy places the organism in Eukaryota, Metazoa, Chordata, Mammalia, Afrosoricida, Tenrecidae. Gene Ontology annotation, molecular function: protein binding.